Messenger RNA from Ectocarpus siliculosus, 2478 nucleotides. The record is from the annotation of a GenBank genome assembly. NCBI's taxonomy places the organism in Eukaryota, Phaeophyceae, Ectocarpales, Ectocarpaceae.
AUGAUCCUCUCGAAAUGGAGGUCCGCCCUCGGAACAUCAACCGCCACAGCAUUGGGCAGAUCAACGGCAAGAGGGAUCUCGGCGAAGAUCGUGCCCUCUUACUGCCGCGGCCACACGGACGAACCCUGCUGCUAUUGCUCCGGCCUGCCGAUCUCGAGAGCGUCCGCAGUAUCGCCCACCUCAACACACGCCCCCGCCGCUGGAUCACCUCGUCAAGUAUUCCACACCCGCAGUGGUCAAGUUGAGUUCAACCUGUCUCCAGAGGUUGUUAGCGGUAGCGGCGGUGACGCGCCGCUGCUGCCUCGCGUUUCCGGAUCUUCCGCAGGCGGCGCCCGCUUUAAAUCGACUGCUGCUGCUUUGGAUCUCGAUGUCGAGAUCUCGAGAGAUGUGGUUGUGGACGGCAGCGGCGACGACGGCGGCGGUGACAGCAGCAAUGGAUUGACGAGCUUUCGCCUGACGGACAUCGGAGAGGGAAUCUUGGAAGUGGAGGUGUUGCAAUGGUAUGUUGCUCCCGGCGACAGCGUGAGCCAGUUCGACAAGCUGUGCGAGGUCCAGAGCGACAAGGCGAACGUUGAAAUAACCAGCCGAUACGAUGGUGUGGUGCGGAAGGUUCACUGGAAUGUUGGCGACAUGGUCCAGACAGGCGCUGUUCUAGUGGACAUCGAGGAGCGAGCGGCUUCUUCCGCGGGGAGUUCCACACCGAGGCAGCCGUACUUGUCGUCGGCUGAAAGUACGGGGGUGCCGCAGCUUUCGGUGCCGAGUUCGCCACACCCAGCAGUGGCGCCGCCGGCACCUGCUGAAACGGUAACCCCGGAGAGCACCGGAGGGACGUCAUUCGGAAAUGGAGGAGUCGUUGGCGACCUUGAGGGGAGCGCGCAGGCGAGGAGACAGGUUUUGGCUACCCCGGCCGUCCGACGACUCUGCCGUGAGAUGUCCAUCGACCUCGCCUUGGAACCAAUCCCUGGAACAGGCCCUGGGGGACGCUUGCUGAAAGGCGACGUGCUCGCGCACGCCUCGGCGACGGCGAAAACCGCGGCGAGCGGAGGCCCCAUCAACGGCGAGAUGGGCACGGCGGCCCGGGAAUCCAACCUGGAGAAGGGGUGGAGGUGGCGGCGGAGAAAGAAAGAGGGGGGGGAGCAGCAGCGGUCACGACAUGAGGCAAAGGAGACUGUCGCAGUGCCGAUAAAAGGAGUCCAGCGGGCGAUGAUGGAGGCGAUGCGGAAGGCCCUCGAGGUGCCGCACAUGACCUUCUGCGACGAGGUAAACGCGGACCGCCUGGGCAAGCUGAGGUCCGACCUUAAGGAGGCCGCCGAGCGGCGGGGUGCCAGGCUGAGCUACUUGCCUCUCAUCGUCAAGGCCACGUCGAUGGCUCUCACUGCCUUCCCUACCCUCAACGCCAGCCUGAGUGAAGACAAGAAGUUCCUGCUGCAGCAUCCAGGCCACAACAUCGGGGUUGCGAUGGACACCGAAAAGGGACUGCUUGUUCCUUGCAUCGCCAACGUGGAGGAGAUGAGCGUUCUCGACAUCGCGGAGGAACUGAACACCCUCCAGAGACUCGGGGCCGCGGGAAAGCUGGGAGAGGAGGAACUUGCCGGAACGACUUUCACACUAUCCAAUAUCGGGAGCAUCGGCGGCACCUACGCAUCACCCGUCAUUCUCCACCCCCAGGUCUGUAUCGGCGCCCUCGGGCGCAUGCAGCGCGUGCCCCGCUUCGAUGCUGUCGACACGGACAAGGUCGUGGCCAGCAAGGUGAUCCCGGUGUCCUGGUCGGCCGACCAUCGCGUCGUCGACGGAGGCACCCUCGCCCGGUUCUCGAACACAUGGAAAGCUUACUUGGAGAAUCCCGCUCUAAUGCUCGCCGACACUCGUUGAUGGCCACCCCUAUGCUAUUGAUCGGAUCAACCCGCCGGGCCGCUGCUGAGGUGUUUUUCCCCUGUGCUGCCUGGUUUGAGCACUGGCUGUUAUUUGUCUGAGCUGCUAGCCUGUGGUGCUAGUGGUGGUCGGAGGCACCGGCCCAUGCCGAACUGGUUGGCGACGUACUCAUCUCGUUCGCUCGGCUGAGCUUUGGCGCGGGGCGAGAGCAUGAGGGAGUCCAUCUCGGGGUCAGUGUUGUACAAAGUCGCUGUGCUAUUUGGGAUAUUUUUAUCAGGGGGGAUAAGAGACCCAUUGGGCUCAGAAGGGUAUGUAGUCAAAGGUGGAGGGAUCAGCAGGAAGUGCUUGUCUGUGAGUGAUUGCAUGCAACGGUUGCGGCUGUGUAAUGCUUUGGCAUGUCCUCGUGGGAACAUGAUGUCAUGAUCUCUCCUCCAAUGGUAGCGGUGAUAAGGGGAUGUGCAAUGCAGGUUGACAAAAUGUGAACUGGGAAUGGGGGAGUUCGAAGGACGUGGAGCUCCAAUUUGUAGGAUGUUGCGACGUGCAUGGGAAACCGCACUGGUGACUUUGUUUCGCGCCUUCCUGUCUGUGUUGUGGGCGUGCUAUCCU